Molecule: messenger RNA, 1558 nt
Organism: Protopterus annectens (West African lungfish)
Lineage: Eukaryota; Metazoa; Chordata; Ceratodontiformes; Protopteridae
Gene: HAMP
Product: hepcidin antimicrobial peptide
Exons: 3
Coding region: 152-409 (85 amino acids)
Biological process (GO): intracellular iron ion homeostasis
Cellular component (GO): extracellular region
Source: RefSeq, a predicted model, not a curated record
CACAAGCAUCACAUCUGAGCUACAACAGUUAACAUCACAGGAGAAAAAUAGUACAGGAGCCAUCUGGUAACAUAUUCAACAACAGAUACAGCGAGAGACAGGACUGAACGAGUUAAAAAGGGGAAUCAAAGGCAACAAUCAACCAGACAACAUGAAGGUCUGCAUUGCAUUCAGUGUUGCUGUCCUGCUUUUCUGCUUUCACAGAACAAGCAGCAUUUCUUUGGCUAAAGCGGUGGAUUCACAACAAGUUUUAAGUUGGACAGAUCUUCAGAAUGACCACAGUGAUGUGAGUUCAAACUCAUUGGUAACGCUACUGCUCAGAGAGAAGAGAGACAGUCAUUUUCCCAUCUGCACUUACUGCUGCAAUUGCUGUAAAAACAAGAAAUGUGGCUUUUGCUGUCGCACCUGAAACACUCCCACAGGCAGUCUAAUAUCUGCUAGUUGACAAGUUAUUUGUUAACUUGACUCAAUCAAACGAUGCUGCUAUAGUUAUCAGAAUAUUUCUUUGUUUUACUUCCAUCAUUGACCAGCAUUACAAACUCUUAAACGUCAGUGUAAUAACUGCUUUUUUAGGCUCCUUUUCUUUUAGACUAAACAGGAAUGGUGGAGUUUUAUAUUAUUUGCUACCCUAAUUUUUUCAAGUUCUGUGGAAUCUCCAGAGCAGUCACUGUGGCAUAGAUUGUAGAUUGUAAAUAUUUUGGUUAUGUUUCUCUCUCAUAUUUGAACUCAUUAUGUUGUAAAUAACAUGCAUGUGUAUCAAACAUUAUGAAAUAAUAGGCCAGUUUUACAGCAUGAUUUCAGGGCAAUUGGGAGGUUGGCAUUAUGGUUAAGGUUUUUACCUUACCAAACACAAGGUGCAGGCUUUGAUUUUCACAUGGAAUAAUUGACUAGGCUUAAAAUGGUCACAAAGACAGUUAGCCUAGUACUAAUCUAUAAACCUAUAAACAAAGUAAGGCAUGUUUUGCAAAUAUAGAUCUUUGGCAUAUCAGAACUAUUCUGAUUGCUCACGUAUCCAUUUAUGACUCACAUAGGAAAGAAAACAUACAUGUAAACUCUCAGCCUUGUGGCAUUCUCUAGCUGAUGCCACUGGCUAAGUGUGGUCCACCAUAGUUAUAACUUCACUGCUGAAAAACAAAAAAAUGAUGGAUGUGCAGUUUUAUUGGCUAAGUGAUAUUCCCUGUAUUAGGAUCAUUUAACCGGUCCAAGAAGCCAUACCUGGCAACUGUUCCUGAAUUUGGCUCAUAUCAUUGUUCUUCACCUUGAAAUAAUUUUUGAUUUUCUGGUACAUUGCUGAAGAUUGCAGUCAGUCAUUAAUGCCAGUCAUUAGAGUUUCGUACUUCAUAUUUUUCAUAAAAUGCAUAAUGAUAAAAAACAUGUUGUACUAUUAACGUUUUAAGUGAGUUAAGAGUAACACUUACAUGUCCUUGGCUUGAACCUUGUCACUGCCCAGAAUUCUUUAGCAAAGAAUUUGAGAGGUAUGCAAGAUGCAGGUGGACUUUUCUGGAAUAAAAAUCCCAAUGAAAAGAUUAUAAAUUAAUAAUAAUAAUAAUAAAAAUAA